AUGAAAACAUUCUCGAAAGCUCUCACGGCUCAGAAAUUACAAAUGCCCCCGGUAAUGAAUCCGCGGGUGGACACCUUAGAGGACAACAUUAUUGUGAGAGAUCCCAAUCUUUGUGGACUUCUUCCAGGCAACCAAAAACUUGUUUUUGUCGAUAUUGGUUUGGAAUCCACGCGAAGGCAACGCCUUAUGGUUAUUCGUGAGGCUGACGGAACUCUUCGUCACGCGAACGCAUCCGAGAGAGACCGUCUGAAUCAAGUCUAUUUCCCAUUGCCGGGUAGGCGAUUGCGUGUUCCAUCCAUGCUGCGGACCCCCAAUUUCGAGGCUGCCCUUAGUUCCGGACGUCAUGAGUACGUACUGGAUCGCUUGCUUAUCCAGUUCGAGCCCGACGACCCUGAGUACAUUCGACUUUGCCAUGCUGUUUAUGAUGACGCAGAGGCACGCAUUUGGAGUUACUAUAACACAGAAAGCACCGAUUCGUCGCCCUCUAUGCCUGAUAACGAACCCGAACCUACGAAACACGUCGUAACGCGACUACGGUCUACUCGACACUACGGUCCCUUCGCUCUUUACGUUAUCGCCGCACUAGGGCGGCCAGAAAGUCUGUUGCGAGAGACUCUUGCACACCAGGCUUUUGAUACUGCAGAACACAUCCUCCACCUAACUUGCUUACUACAACCUCAGUCGGUAGUUUCAAAGGCUCUGCAUCAGAAACAUAACUUUCCGUCGUGCUUGAGUCUUGAAGAUAAAGACGGGUCGGAGCCUUUAUCAAAGCAUCAUAUUGAUCGUACAUUAGAACUAGUUCAGGUAUGUGUUGCCGUCGUCUCCAUUGAUUUUUCGUACAGUUGA
This is a messenger RNA of Dibothriocephalus latus, 846 nucleotides long. The record is from the annotation of a GenBank genome assembly. Lineage: Eukaryota; Metazoa; Platyhelminthes; Cestoda; Diphyllobothriidea; Diphyllobothriidae.